UAUUUUGCUACAUAAAGGCAAGAAUUGCCUUGGUAUGUGUUUAAAACAGGGUCCUAAAAAGACUCUUUUGGGUCAUUCCAGCAGAAGGGAGCAAACAGGAUUGGCUGCAUUUUUUUGACUGAUUCCACUUAGUUAUAAAACCUUGUUCUACAAAUUCAUCAGAUUUUACAGUUCACAUGAAGGUGAUAUCCAACUGAUUCCUGAAGUGCGACCCAGGGAUGCCGUUAAUUUAAAGAAAAUAACAAGAAACCAACAGCUCUGUGAUCUGGAGCAACAACCAAUAGAGUGGAAACAGCUCUGGAGUUCAAGCUUCUCUGUUGUGUGUGUCUCGCUCCACAUACUCUGUCAGCUCAUUGUCAGCUCACCCAGAUCACACAGACAAGAGCACUGUGCUGCUUUCUUCCAAGCACUACAGCUUCUUCAUGGGGUCAUCACGAGUGGUGCUGGCUGGAUUGCUCUUUUUGGGAUUUGCUUUGCAUAAUGGUCAGGCAGACGGAAGCUGCCAUGGCUUAAGGCACUUGGCGAAUGGACGCACGUUUUUCCGCUAUGGUGGGAUUUAUGCAACGUUCACCUGCAACCCUGGUUUUAGAGUCUAUGGGUACCACACCAGCAGCUGUGUCUCAGGCCGAUGGACCAGGGCUUCUCCUGUGUGCGUAGCUGCCGGAUGUCCAAGCUCUGGGAGCAUGUUACAUGGCAGUAGCACUGUGAACCAGGACAGAUCGUUAAUCUUUUUUAAAUGCGACAAGGGGUACAAACUCUUUGGAUCACCUGUACUUUACUGCAAUGGCAAAACAUGGAACAGCACCGAGCCUGUUUGCAAAGAAUCCGAUAUAAUGAGCUCUGACAAAUUCAAGCAUCUCAGUCUAAUCAAAGCCAACCUGGGGCAGAGCCUGAAUGCACCAUCUGCCUUGAGAAAUAUUCUUAGAAUUCAAUAUGGUAACAUUGCAAACUCAGCUGCCAAGGACAUUUUCCACAAGCAAGAGUUAUUGUCAGAACUCCCAAGGUCAUCAAACCCCAAAUCAGGCCAACGAAACGUGGCCUUGCACCAACUACAGGUAAGUAACAGUGUUCCUGACAACCAAAUAGAGGAUGUUUAUCUACAAGAGCACCACCAGUCUGGUAGGACAAGUUCAUGGAGUCAAUCCCCUAGCAAAGACAGUAACAAAGAACCAGCUGGCUAUCAGAAAUUUUUCUCCAAGGCAUUGGAGGUGUCACUAGCAACCACAUCUCCAACCUCAAUGCUAUCUGUUACGAUGUCCACAUUCAAAGCCCCAAUAAUCUCUUCAUCGAAACCAGCUAAGGACUCCAUGUUUUCAUCUUCAACAGCUUCAUAUACAUUCAAAUCUACAGCAUCUGAUUCUCCUUUAUUCAAUGAAUCAACUCUAUCUGAGCUACCAGCCAGUUCUGCCCCAAGGGAGGAAAUUCCUCCUCUCCCUACCUCUGCUCCUGAUUUAAAACAAUUGUCUUUAACAUCAGCAAUGGAAGUUGAGAUAGAGACUACUGUAUCAGCACCCAAUGUACCUUCACCAUCUAUCAAUGAUUCAUCUCCUCUUGAACAACUAGUUUUAAAAGAUAACUCUGUGACGGCAACCUUGCCUCGUUAUGGUACAGUGACUUCAGCGUUGAAAGGAGAUUCGUCACAUUUGUCCUCCCAGGUGUCACGGGCAACACCAUUGGCAUUGGAACAUGAAAUUGUCACAGCACCCUCAAGUAACACAAGGUCUGCUUCUUUGUCUUGGCUUCAGUCAAUAUCUGGAGUACAUAGGAUUGAUGCUGGGAAUUUUGCUACACCUCAAAAGGUUACCCCUAUCCCUGUUCAUUCCAAUGGAGAACACAGCACAAUGGGAGCAAUAUAUGAAGUCAGCACCAAUUACUCUAAUAGCACUCCUUUCCAAAGUAUAUCCGAGGAGGAUACUGAAGGGAAUCUCAUCAGCACUAGAGCAGAGACACUCCUGGGAGAGAAUGUAAGUUUUCAAGGAACUGCCUCAGCACCUCAGGAAAUUGAAACAGACAGCGCAAUUCAGGCCCGCUCUCAGGAUAUUUUUAGAGGGGAUCUGGGGAUGAAAUAUGGCCCAAAUUCAACCAUCUCUCUUGGUCCAAAUGAAUAUGAAUCUAGUGUACCAGUUAACUUGGAUAUUGAGCUAGCUGAUGAUUUGCAAUCUGUGUUAAAUAGUGCGGGGCAGUCUUUGGCUAUUGUAAGCAGUCUUCCCCAAAAUGCUGUUGACCAUGGGAGGAUGUCUGCAGAACCCCAGAAGGAUUUACAGCUGGUAAAAAAAGCAUCAACAAUGCUCACACCUGAAGCAUUAGGGAAGCCUAGUACAUGUAAAGACAGGCCUGUAACUGUAGAAACAGAUGUGACUGCAGGACAACACAAUCAACAAUUUCCUGCCAUGCAGAACUCCACAGAUGCAACAAGCCCAGAUAUUUUAAUUACAAAUCAGAGAGUAGUUAACGUUUCUGCAGAACAGUUUGAUGCGACGGAACACACAAGUGUCAGGAAUGAUUUAGCAUCAUUUAACUCUACCUCGGACUGGGAGGGCCAGGCAUCUUCUGCUGGAGUGAACAGUACUCAGACAGAGGAAAACCAGGCUCCAUUUAAAGAAACUCUCUUUGAUAAAAUAAACAUUUUACCAGACAGCUUUCCAGAUCGUGCGACCGACACAGCUGUUUUGUAUCCCAACUUUGUGGAAAUUACAGUUGAUAAGAGGCCAGUGGGGCCUUUCAAAAGGAGACCUGUUUGUCCUUACCCGCCACUGCCAACCCAUGGUACUUUCUAUUUUCGAACUUUGACCAACCCCUCCCAUGUGCAAUACAAGUAUUACGUGCAGUACUCCUGUUACCCUGGUUACACACUCUCAGAUGGGGACGUCUACAGCUUUUGUCUGCGCAAUGGCACCUGGAGUGGGGUCACGCCUGCAUGUUUAGAAGUCACCCCUUGUGCAGUUAACAAUGGAGGCUGUUCUCAGGUCUGCAAGGCAGGUUCCCAGAAGCAGACAGAGUGUAGCUGCAGAGAGGGGUUCACCCUGCUUGAGGAUAGCAGAACAUGUAGAGAUGUUAAUGAGUGUACAGAGGGACAGCAUUACUGUCAGCAGGCUUGUGUCAACACCUUCGGCUCGUAUGAGUGCAGUUGUCGGCCAGGCUACCUGCUGGCAGAUGAUGAAAGGUCCUGCUCAGACAGAGACGAGUGCACAGUGAACAAUGGCGGCUGUCUGCACCACUGCUCCAAUACAUUUGGAAGCUACAGGUGUUAUUGUGAGCCAGGCUUCGAACUGGAAAAGGAUCAAAGACACUGCAGAGAUAUUGACGAGUGCCAGACUUCCAUAGGAAUCGCUGGCUGUCUUUUCGGCUGUAUCAAUACCCUGGGAAGCUUCCUGUGCCACUGUCCAGAGGGGUACACACUAGGUGCUAUGGAUGGUCAUUGCAGAGAUAUCGAUGAGUGUGCGGAGAACAACGGACGAGGUCUCUGUGCGAUGGAGUGUCAGAAUGCUCCAGGCUCUUACCGCUGCUCCUGCUCCUACGGGUAUAGGCUGGCAGGAGACGGGCGAUCCUGCAUCGCCGAGUGCCCCUCCGGCUACAGGAAACAGAGGAACAGCACAGAGAGGAGCAGCCCCCACCAACGGAACCAACAGUGUGUCGAUAUAAAUGAAUGCCAGGAGCUCCAGCAGGAAGAGCGGAGGUGUGAGUGGAGAUGUCUGAAUCUGCCGGGGUCGUAUCGCUGCAUCUGCCCCCAAGGAUACAGGAUGGCCAGUGAGGGCUAUCACUGUGAGGAUAUAAAUGAAUGUACCUAUCAAAAUGGAGGCUGCUCCCACAUCUGCCUCAACAAUAGAGGAGGCUACAAAUGUGCCUGUCCCAAGGAAUACAGCUUCAGCCCCUAUAGCCGGAAGAAAUGCCAGCCAGUCAAAACAUAGACAUGCAAGUGAUAAAACAGGAGUCCUGUAGAGAAGAACUAAACUCGCUCAUGUUAAUUCUACAAGUGUGCUGAAUCCCAAAAGCCUUAGUUUGACUUUUUAAUAGUUGCAGACUGCAACCGUAACCCUUGCUGAAGAGAGGACCUGGUUAUCCAGGUCUGUAUUUUUGUAAGGAUUCUUAAAAUGUAAUUUAUUUGCAGAAGCAAAAGGUACAGUUCAGCAUUACCAACUUGGGAUCAGAUCCCACUGAUCUGAGGUCUCUCAACAAAUUUUGGACAUGUGUUCUAUAGUCCCCAAUACAUAGGAAUGUCAAACAGAACGUAUAAGCUAUUAAGAUGGUAUGCCUAUGAUAUUCUAUAUGAAUUUGCAAUUUAAUGUGAAUUCCAGUCUCCAAGACAAUUCUGUUUCCAAGGCAAAGAAAGUACAUUGAAAAGAUAAUUUAGAGAAAGCAACCCAUUAAAAAGUGCAUUUAGUUGUAAAUCUGUUGUGUUGCAUACCCACUUGUUGUAAAUACCAUUGUGUUGCCAUCUGCUGUAAUGUAAUUUUUGUUCAUAGAAUUGAAUACUUUGAAAAGCUCAGUAGUGCUUCUGGGUUUUU
Polyodon spathula (Mississippi paddlefish) is the source of this 4505-nucleotide messenger RNA. RefSeq lists its product as uncharacterized. The transcript has 11 exons. Bases 423 to 3908 code for a protein of 1161 amino acids. NCBI's taxonomy places the organism in Eukaryota, Metazoa, Chordata, Actinopteri, Acipenseriformes, Polyodontidae. Gene Ontology annotation, molecular function: calcium ion binding. The record is from RefSeq and is a predicted model, not a curated record.